AUGGCAGUGAAAUCAGUCAGUGCUAGUUACAUGGCAGUCAGUACUAGUAACAGGGAAGUCACUGCAGUCAGUGCUAGUAACAGGGCAGUCAGUAAUAUUAACAGGGCAGUCAUUUCUAGUAACAGGGCAGUCAAUGCAGUCAGUCCUAGUAACAAGGCAGUGAAAUCAGUCAGUGCUAGUAACAUAGCAGUCAGUACUAGUAACAGAGAAGUCACUGCAGUCAGUGCUAGUAACAGGGCAGUCAGUACUAGUAACAGGGCAGUCAGUUCUAGUAACAGAGCUGUCAAUGCAGUCAGUUCUAGUAAUAGGGCAGUCAGUACUAGUAACAGGACAGCCAGUGUUAAUAACAGAGCAGUCAAUGCAGUCAGUUCCAGUAACAGGGCAGUCAAUGCAGUCAGUCCUAGUAACAAGGCAGUGAAAUCAGUCAGUGCUAGUAACAUAGCAGUCAGUACUAGUAACAGAGAAGUCACUGCAGUCAGUGAGUAA
Molecule: messenger RNA, 486 nt
Organism: Saccoglossus kowalevskii
Lineage: Eukaryota; Metazoa; Hemichordata; Enteropneusta; Harrimaniidae
Product: probable GPI-anchored adhesin-like protein PGA55-like
Source: RefSeq, a predicted model, not a curated record